AUGGAUCCCGAUGCGCACCAUUCCGCUUCAUUGUUUCCCUCUAUUGCGGUCGAGAUCGUAGAGCUGAUUACAACGUACGUCGACAACGACGGUUUACUCGACCUCCGCUUGACCUGUCGCGACUUGCAAGAGAAGACAUUUGUGCAAUUCUCACGUCGAUUCUUUUCCUCUAUCAGGACAGACCUGUCCGUAGAUAGUCUGGGUCGAAUCGAAGCACUCUCUCGCCAUCGCGCCCUUUGUCCCCAAGUCCGAGGUCUGGCGUUCAUGCUCCAGAAUGGCGUCGGGGAAGGCUUGAUCUGGGAUCGACACCCUUGGGGACCGCUAUCUGCGCCUCUGGAGAUUCCCGAAAUUGCACGGCUGCGGGACAGUCUGGUUGACCGAUUUACGAAUUGUCGGUCAUUUUUCAUUUUCUGUCGAUAUCCCGAGGGGCAUCCAGACAUGAGUCGCGUGACAGUUUCCGACACUGUAGCGGUAUUUUUUGCUCUGGUUGUGGAUGCUCAGGUCCCAGUCACUUCUUUUCAUCUCGUCUAUGCCAACAAAUACUCCCGCACCCUUGUCAUGGAUAUGCGUCGCAUGCCGAAACUGCUCCAUCGCCAGCCCCAGUUCAAGGCCAUAUGGUCAAAUUUGGAAAAACUGUCCUUGGAGCAGUACCUCACUCUCGACAACUUUGUUUUGCUCCUCGAACUGGUGCUCAACGCUCCGAAUCUUCGAACACUCCUUCUCAACCUGGGCUCGCACGAUCUGGCCAGUGAAUUCAUGCAUGAAAUUUCCGAGCUUGCUGCUUUCCCACACCUUGAGGAGUUGGCGCUGUUCAGAACCGCGGUUCAGGUCCCAGAUCUGAAGAAGAUAUUGCAUGGUCUUCGAGGAAGUUUGACCACCUUGACGCUGUACCACGUCUCGCUCACGCCAGACGAAAACUGGAUCUCCGUACUUGAAGAGCUAAGCUCAAACUUUGAGUCACUGCAAAGCAUCUCGUUAUACUACCUGUGGGCCACGGCUCCGACGAAAGAGUUGCUCUCCUUUCCCGAUAUACAUAAAGCUCCGGAGUUGCGAGAUACACCCAAGGAACAGCUCCAUAUGCUAUAUUCAGAGAGUCUCCAGACGCCGUCUGUCCUGGGCAUCGAGUACUCGGGGUCAAAGAUGCCCCACGUUCUGAGACUUCUUCAGGCUACAACCUGA
Messenger RNA from Penicillium diatomitis, 1179 nucleotides. RefSeq lists its product as uncharacterized. The record is from RefSeq and is a predicted model, not a curated record. Lineage: Eukaryota; Fungi; Ascomycota; Eurotiomycetes; Eurotiales; Aspergillaceae. The transcript has a single exon. Bases 1 to 1179 code for a protein of 392 amino acids.